Molecule: messenger RNA, 2739 nt
Organism: Lasiosphaeria miniovina
Lineage: Eukaryota; Fungi; Ascomycota; Sordariomycetes; Sordariales; Lasiosphaeriaceae
Product: glycoside hydrolase family 81 protein
Exons: 5
Coding region: 1-2739 (912 amino acids)
Cellular component (GO): cell surface
Molecular function (GO): glucan endo-1,3-beta-D-glucosidase activity; endo-1,3(4)-beta-glucanase activity
Source: RefSeq, a predicted model, not a curated record
AUGCUGACGGUGAUUUUGCUAAUAAUUCUUCAGGCUUCGGCCUCCUCAGGUCGCCAAGAGAGGCAGCCCUCCCAGCAAGCAGAUCAGAGACUCUCGACCGGUCUACGCCAGUCUUUCAGACCUCGAUACCGGACACUUCCUCCAUCAUCAACUACCACAUCUCGAGCCCCAUCUGAAGGCAUCGAGAGGCGGGCUCCGCGCAGGCCAGGGCACAAGUAUCCAUGCGGAUGGAGCCAAACUAAAGACAACAAUCCAACAUCGACUGCCAAGGUCAUCACAAGCGCCGGCCCGUUUGGGACUGUUCAGAUCCUAGCCAGCACCAAAGGCCCACAGACUGGUUAUAUACCAUCAUCCCUUGAGACUCGCGGACAUUUGAGCACACAGCCUAUCUUAACUAGUAUCAUACCGCAGCCGACUUCCUUGCUUUCAACCUCUUCAACAAUAUCAGUUCCCACAACAAGCUUGCCCACCGUAUCUACGAUGCCUUCCCGUGAUAUCUUCGCCGACCCCAUAGCGACGGAUGCACCCCCGUCCGCCAUUAGCACGAAGAAAGACCACCCGGUGCCUCGGCUGGGAAUCAAAGGGACGGCGCCCUUGUCAACCAACAAAUUCUAUGCCAACUUCUUUUUGGGCAGCCAGACUGCUCCGUCGUACCUCCACCCCUACUCAGUGGCCUGGGCGCAGGGAAAGGGGGCCUCAGCGAGCUGGGGAAUAGCCAUCUCUCACAUCGAGCCGACCCAAAGGGUUUAUGGCCAAACAAAUCCCACGACAGGGGCUGCAUCGUACUUUAUCAACCCUGUCGGCAUCCAGUCUGUCUGUAUCUCGGCCAAGGAGUUGGGUGCGGCCACCACACUGACAACUGAAUCGUUGACGGACUUUUCCGUCCGGGUUUGCCUACGUCCCAGCGCGACGGCCCAGGCCGCGAUACAAUUCCCACUGGUCCAGGGUUCGGCCUUUAUCACCGCAAUCUUCAAUGGAGCGUCACCUCUCAUCCAGACGGGCGUGUUCUACAAGACGGUGACGCGGUCAACCAGAGAGGCAAAGCCCGGCGUCACCAAGUACAAGCUCCAUCUGGAAGACGGAACCACAUGGCUGCUCUACGCGUACCAUACAAAAGGCGACGCACUGGAUCUCCAAGUCACCAACAACGGACUCGCCGAGUCCAAGGGCCCCUUUUACGGGGUCAUCCAGGCGGCUAAGGACCCUGGAAAUGGCGAGACCAUGUACGAUGAGGCAUGCGGCACCUAUCCGACAGAUGUCGAGCUCUCUGGGAAUGCCAAUGAUAACAAGGGCACAUACACGCUGGCGUUCAAGAAGGCCGGGAUGCUCCUGACGACGCUGGCCAUGUUUGCGCUGCCGCACCACCAGAGUUCGUUCGACGACGCAACACGCGCCAACCUGACCAGCGUCAAGCUGCAGACGACGACAAAGGGCAUGGCAGCCGCGGUCAUGGCCGAUUCCUGGACCAUGGUCGAGGACGAUCUCCCCGUUAACAUGAGCUUUGUGCCUUGGUCCCCAAAGGCCGGCAGCAUCAGCACCCUCUCCAGCACGGCCAAGACGUUUAUCCGCAACAUUGCCAUGCAGGAAGUGUCGCAGAACAUACUCCAGCAGACAAACCAGAACUCCAUGUACUUUAGCGGAAAGGCGUUAGCGAAAUUUGCAACUGUUUUGAUGUCCAUUAACGACAUCCUGGGAGACAAAGCGCUGGCAGAGGCGGGCUUGAACCAGCUGAAAGUAGCCUUCUCGCGCUUUUCGGAGAACAUGCAGCAGUACCCGCUCGUGUAUGAGUCUGCCUGGGGAGGCGUUGUCUCAUCGGCCACAUACGUGACGGGCAACUCGGGGGCAGACUUUGGGAAUACCUACUACAACGACCACCACUUUCACUACGGAUAUUUCAUCUACUGUGCCGCCGUCAUUGGGCAUUUGGAUCCCACGUGGCUGACCGACGCCAACAAGGCCUAUGUCAACAUGCUCGUCCGCGACGUCGCGAACCCCAGCGCCAAAGACAAGUUCUUCCCUGUCUGGAGGUGCUUUGACUGGUUCCACGGCCACAGCUGGGCUCAUGGGCUUUUUGAGACACUAGACGGAAAGGACCAGGAAUCGAGUUCAGAGGAUUCCAUGCACGCAUACGCGAUCAAGAUGUGGGGGACGGUGUCUGGGGACCAGAAUAUGGCUGCCCGGGGAAACCUCAUGCUAGCAAUCCAGGCGCGGGCGAUUCAGGCUUAUUACCUGUACACGAGCAACAACACUGUGCAACCAGCGCAGUUUAUCGGCAACAAGGCGGCGGGGAUUCUGUUUGAGAACAAGCUAGACCAUACGACGUACUUUGGUACCAACAUUGAGUACAUCCAGGGGAUCCACAUGCUGCCUCUGCUCCCGCACACGCCGCUAGUGCGCACACCGGACUUCGUUGCCGAGGAGUGGAACACGUACUUUGGCAACGGCCGCGCUGCCGACAUUGUCGGCGGCUGGAAGGGCAUCCUGUACGGAAACUAUGCCACCAUCGACCCCCGCGGUGCCUACGCCUUCUUUAGCUCGCCCGGUUUCGAUCCCAGCUGGCUCGACGGCGGCGCCAGCUUGACCUGGUAUUUGUGCUAUUCGGCCGGUAUGUCAUUUUCGUUUCUCUCCUUUUUGGAGGCGUUUCCUAUUGGUAUUUUGCUGACAGUGAAUCUUUUCGGCACGAAGCUCUCGGUGGACUGUGAGUCACUUGCAAACUGUUCCUCGGUCAGGCGACUGUAG